Molecule: messenger RNA, 392 nt
Organism: Chiloscyllium plagiosum (whitespotted bambooshark)
Lineage: Eukaryota; Metazoa; Chordata; Chondrichthyes; Orectolobiformes; Hemiscylliidae
Source: RefSeq, a predicted model, not a curated record
GUUCAGAGACGGUAAAUGACCAGGCCUGUUUUUGCGAUUUUGCAGGGAGGAUUGGUCUAUGGUUACUAUGGGAGAAAUGAGGACUUUGAGACACUGAAGAAGCAUAAUGUCCCUGUCCAAGGCAACAUUGUCAUUCUCCGAGUCGGCCGCAUUAGCUUUGCUGAGAAGGUAGCCUCAGCUGAGCAGUAUGGAGCGACUGGUGUUCUGAUCUAUCUUGACCCCAGUGACUAUCAGCAGGGAUUUAGACAACAGGAUUUCUACAGCAACAGCUGUCUCUCAGGACAUGUAAGUACACACCAGUGAACCCUGGCACCUCCCCACCUUCCAACCCCACCUGGAUUGAUUUCCAGGUCUCACACACACCCCCUCCCACCCCAUCCCCCCACCAAGGA